UUGAAUUCAACUAAUUACAACGUGAAAAACUUUUACAAAAAAUUAUGUGUUCCCAUUAGAGAAUUUGUUUACACGCGGUAUUCUUUGUUUUGAAAUAUGAUGGGUAUCAAAAUGUCAUAGUUUUUAUAACAACAGCUGACAUAUUUCUUACAAUUCAGUGGCUUUAUUCAGAGCGCUGUGAGAGUGGAAAGUAAUGAAUUACUUUGAAAACUCGAUCAGUGCCAAUUUAAAUAAAUUAAAUCCACAUGACAAGCAUCCAUAAAAAAUUUCGAUGCGAUGAAUUUUACGUAUGAGUAAAUUGACUUUAUUGAUUUGUUAUACCCGCGUCAGCUAUUAGCAAGCUAAAACUAAUAAGUGAAGCGUGAUAUUGUUGAGAACAUUUAAAUCGUUAUACCGAAUUUUAAUAAUAACAAGAGGAGAUCAAAGAGAGAUUUAUAAGAAAAAUUAUAUAACUAAAGGGAAAAAGAGCACGUUGUUUGUGUGUAAACGUUGACAUCGAUAAUGUCAGAUUCAAAAUUCGAAGUGCUGGGAGUGGUAGGAGGAGGCACAGUGAAGAACGGAACGUGUCCGCUGGUGGUGAUGGACUGCCAGUACAACAUUCCUGAUGGUGAAGAGGCAGCAGGUCUAGUGGUUAAAUGGUACCAUGGUGGACACGGUGGAAAAUUCAAGCUUGUAUAUCAGUGGAUACAAGGAAUGAAACCUCAGGCUCUGGGUAUCCUGCGAGGAAGGCUGGAUCUAAAUUAUGAAGCAUCUUUUGAUCCAUUGAAGGCUCACAGCGCGCUGGCUUUCAUAAGACCAACGGCAGAGUUGGCAGGAGAUUAUAAAUGCAAGGUUUCCACGCACUUACACGAGGGCUCUGCCACAGGAAAUCUCGUUCUCUACACCUCGGCAUCGUCGUUCAAUAUCCAGGUGGCUCAAGAUUCGCUCAGUCGAGUCACUGUUAACUGCGUGGGAGAAGGCGUUUAUCCGGAGCCUGAUAUUUCUUUAUCUAGCACCGACCUCAACACAAGAAAGCGAACGCCUAUCCACGCGACGAUAUACAAAGACAGGAACAAGGCAAGCAAUCUGUACAGAGUGUCAGCGACUGCCAGCAUCCCUACAUACCAGCUCAACAAGGAGACUGUCUUUGGCUGCGCCUUGAGCCUGCCUGGUACAGACUACAGACUUGAGGACAGACUUCUGUAUCAUCUCGAGGCAGUGAGAAACGAUAAUGCACGUUCAGCAGCCUCAAUGCGGAGCACGAGUCUCGCAUUACAACCCUCUCCCCUAUUGUUCCUGCUCGCUCUCGCAUUUUACUGGUAUUCCUCGAGGAGAAGAACUCGAGGAUCAUCUCGGCCACCUCAGUGACGAGCUGCCAAGAACAACCCUCUCCCUUAUUGUUCCUGCUCGCUCUCGCAUUUUACUGGUAUUCCUCAAGGAGAAGAAUUCGAGGAUCUUCUCGGCCAUCUCAGUGACGAGCUGCCAAGAACAACCCUCUCCCUUAUUGUUCCUGCUCGCUCUCGCAUUUUACUGGUAUUCCUCAAGGAGAAGAACUCGAGGAUCUUCUCGGCCAUCUCAGUGACGAGCUGCCAAGAACAACCCUCUUCCUUAUUGUUCCUGCUCGCUCUCGCAUUUUACUGGUAUUCUUCGAGGAGAAGAACUCGAGGGUCUUCUCGGCCAUCUCAGUGACGAGCUGCCAAGAAGUUAAGAACAACCCUCUCCCUUAUUGUUCCUGCUCGCUCUCGCAUUUUACUGGUAUUCCUCGAGGAGAAGAACACGAGGAUCUUCUCGGCCAUCUUAGUGACGAACUGCCAAGAUAAACUAUUUGCCGGUCCGAAAUGCAAUGAAUUUUUCCGACAUAUGAAUUCUAAAAAUUGUAAUAUUUAUUCAUAAAGUAUUGUUCAGUGCCAUUUGAAUUCACUUAGAGAGCUGUUUGAUGCCGUAGUUAUAACUGUGUUUCACCGUUGUUAUAGUUUGGAUAUCAGUUUGAUCAUUGUAAUUGAAUUUUUAUAGAACCCAUAAAUGGAAAUGUACCUAUAAAUGCUUAUACAUUAUUUAUAUUAGUUUCGAAUGCUUUAUACGAAUGAACAUAACUUUCGUCAUUUGUGAUAUAUGUUGGUGUUUUGUAUCUCGGUUCAACUUUUCUAUCAUACACUACUUCUGUAUGAUAAGCAAAAGUUUUAUAAGCUUCCAGUUAGGAAAAUCUGUGAUAAUAAUUGUAAUUUAGAUUUGUUUCAAAUUAGUCCUAAAAUACCGGCUUUAUGCGGUGAAACAUUCACGGACAUUAAUCACGUCGUAAUUCCUAAUUUGAAAUGUGGCAUAUUUAUUUGAAUGAAAAUGUAAAUUUUACAUUGUUUUUCUUUUUAUUGAUGCAAGAACAUCUCUUUGAAAACAAGUUGUCAUCUCCUACAACGGAAUUAAUAUGAUUAUGAGCCAAUUUUUGAAUGGAUAAGUAAUUUGCUUUAAGAAUAAUGGUGAUACGUAUUUUUAUAGGAAAUUCAAAUUAAUAAUGUUUAUUCUAUAAAUAAAUGAAUAUUGAAAUCGCCGAUUAUUCCUAUAAUAAUAUAAUUCACUAUUAGCUAAUUAUGUUAUUCUUUAGCCUCCUAAGAAACCGUUUUUAUGGCAAUUAUGGAGAGAUUUUUCAGUUAUCUUCAUAAUAAAUGCAAAAAGAUUUCCGCUGUCUAAAUUUAUGAGUGAAACUACACUGUUAAAAGUAUUAUAACUAUACUACUGCAAUAAGUCUUAAAAAUGUAAAAAAAUCUAUUCGAAAGCGUAUUCGGUGGCUUACAUCAAUAUAAUAUGGCUGGCCGCAUUUAUUAAUAAAAAGGACAGACGGGGUCCUGCAAUUUAAUAUAAA
Messenger RNA from Hyalella azteca, 2836 nucleotides. RefSeq lists its product as uncharacterized. The coding region runs from base 502 to 1347 and encodes 281 amino acids. Lineage: Eukaryota; Metazoa; Arthropoda; Malacostraca; Amphipoda; Hyalellidae. The record is from RefSeq and is a predicted model, not a curated record. The transcript has 7 exons.